Messenger RNA from Odobenus rosmarus divergens (Pacific walrus), 3715 nucleotides. RefSeq names its product Sfi1 homolog, spindle assembly associated (yeast) (gene SFI1). NCBI's taxonomy places the organism in Eukaryota, Metazoa, Chordata, Mammalia, Carnivora, Odobenidae. Gene Ontology annotation, molecular function: phosphatase binding. The transcript has 30 exons. The coding region runs from base 62 to 3715 and encodes 1217 amino acids. The record is from RefSeq and is a predicted model, not a curated record.
AGUUAAGAAAACUUAUCCUCCAAAGAUACUGGCCAGCCAGAAGUCUUCUGCCUUCUCUGGGAUGCGGAGUGAGAUACCUAGUGCCAGUCAUCCAGUUCAGUAUCAUGCCUCACAUGGUUGGACCCGAAGGAACCGGUUACGAGAGUUGCGUAUCAGAUGCGUGGCCAGAAAGUUCUUAUAUUUGUGGAUUCGAAUGACUUUUGGAAGAGUAUUUCCCUCUAAAGCCAGGUUUUACUAUGAGCAACGAAUACUUCGGAAGGUCUUUGAAGAAUGGAAAGAAGAGUGGUGGGUUUUCCAGCGAGAGUGGAAACUCUGUGUUCGAGCAGACUGUCACUACAGAUAUUACUUGUACAACCUGAUGUUCCAGACCUGGAGGACCUAUGUGCAUCAGCAGCAGGAGAUGAGGGCCAAGUACAUUAGAGCCGAGAAUCAUGAUGCAAGGCAAAAGAUGUGGCAGGCCUGGAAGUCCUGGCUGAUCUACGUGGUUUUUCGUAGAACCAAACUUCAGAUGCAGAUCACCGCCCUGGAGUUUAGGCAGCGGAGUAUUUUGUGGCUGUGGUGGAGCCAGUGGAGGCAGCAACUGGGACAGGUGCGUGUGGGCCAUGCCCUGCUUGCAUCAGCUGUGAAGCACAGGGCCCUGAGCCUCCAGCUGCAGGCCUGGUCACAGUGGUGGGAACAGCUCCUACACAUCCAGAGGGAGAGACAGAAGAUGGUCUCUGCAGUGAAACACCAUGAGCACUGGCAAAAGUGGAAAUCCCUGAAGGCCUGGCUCAAAUACCUGAGGGUCCGCAGAGUGAAGAGACAAUGUAACGAGAUGGCUGAGCGAUUCCACCGGGUCACUAUGCUCCAGACACACUUCUCUGAUUGGCAGUGGGCCUGGGAGCGGAAGGAGAGCUUGUACGCCCAGCACGCCCGGGUGGAGGGGCUGGCCCGGAGGAUGGCUCUGAGGAGGGCCUUCACUCACUGGAAACACUAUGUGCUGCUGUAUGCCGAAGAAGCGGCCCAGUGGAAGGUGGCGGAAGAACACAGGAGGCGCAGCUUGCUGCACUUCUGUUUUCGAGCCCUAAAAGACAAUGUGACCCAUGCCCAUUUCCACCAAGUAAGAAGGAAUCUCGCUCACCAGCAGUAUGACAUCACGCUGCUGCACAGGUUCUGGGACCUCUGGCAGACUCGGAUUGAGCAGAGAGAAGAGAGAGAGCAGCUCCCCUCACUGUGUGCUGCCUGGGACCACUGCAGAAUAUCGUUGCUACGCAAGUGUAUCAAAUCGUGGUUACAGUAUACUCAGAAGAGGCGAUACAAGCAGCGGCUGCAGUCCAGAGCAGACAGUCACUUCGAGCAGAGAGUCCUGCCUGCGGCCUUCCACACAUGGAGAAGAUUCUGGCAUUGGCACCAGCAGGAAAGUGUCCUCAAUGCGAGAGCAGCACGCUUUCACAGGGAGACGUUGGAGAAGCAAGUAUUUGCUAUUUGGUGGCAGAAGAUGUUUCAGCAUCGAGAAAACCGCUUGGCGGAGAGAAUGGCCAUCCUUCACUCAGAGCAGCAGCUCCUACAGAGGUCCUGGUCCACGUGGCACCAGCAGGCAGCAGCACGUCACCAGGAGCGACAGUGGACAGCAGCGGCCUGGGCCCACCGCCGCCACCGUCAGCUCAGGAGGGCUUUCUGCAUCUGGAGGGACAGCGCCCGAGGCCUCAGAACAGAGAAGACCGGCCUGGUGCUGGCUGCAGAGUUCCACUCGGCUCGGAUCCUGCACUGGGCCUGGGACAGGUGGAAGGAGGGCCUGGCCCUGCGCGCUGCCGAGCGGCGGAAGCUGACGCGCGCCCGUCUGCAUCACCGGCGCACCUUGCUGCGCGGGGCGCUGCGCACCUGGGCGACGUACCAGAGCCGCGUGCGGAGCGUCCUCCAGGAGGUGGCGGCCAGGGAGAGGCAGCACGGGAGGCGGCUGCUUCGGUGUGUGUUCCGUCGCUGGAGAGAGAACACCCUGGCCCGUGUGGCUGAAGCCCAGCAAACCUCCCGAGUCCUGGUGCAGUGGCGGGAGGCUGCAUCCGUGCAGAUAUACUACCGACAGCAGGAGGACUGUGCCAUCAAGGAGGCCCAGAAGGUGCUGGAUAAGGGCUGUCUCAGGACGUGGUUUCGGCGCUGGCGGGACCGAGGCCAGAGGGCGGCCGAGCAGAGAGCCCAGCUCAGGAGGGCGGCUGCGCAUCAUGGCCGGCGGCGGCUGCUGCAGGCCAUGGCAUGGUGGAAGGCGCACCAUCUGGGCUGUGUCAGGAAGCGGCUCCUGCAGAGGCAGGGUGCCCAGCUCCUGGCCCAGACCCGCAGCCGGGCCUGCUUCUGCCAGUGGAAACAACAGCUGGCGAACAGGAGGCGCGAGCAGCAGGGCACAGCCCGGGCCCUGUGGUUCUGGUCCUUCUCACUACAGGCAAAGGUGUGGGCCGCGUGGCUGGGCUUUGUACUGGAAAGGAGGAGAAAGAAGGCGCGUCAGGAGCAGGCCAUACAGGCCUACCACCGGCAGCUUCUCCAGGAGGGCGCCACGCGCCUCCUGCGGUUCGCAGCUGGCAUGAAGGCCUUCCGGCAGCAGCUGCAUGCCCAGCAGCAGGUGCAGGCGGCUCACAGUCUCCACCGUGCGGUCCAUCGCUGUGCCAUGCUCUGGAAACAGAAGGUUCUGGGCCAGGGCAGGGAGCCUCGGCCCCUCACAUGCACCAUGCCCAGCAGGAAAGUGACGUUUGACAGACCCCUUUCCACCUGUGUCGAGGCUGGGGCUGGGGAUGCCGCCCUGGAGACCAAGAAGCCACGAGAUCCUCAUGGGCCCCGAGGAGCUUUGGGCAGCCUGUCCCUGGCUGCUGGGGACCCCUACCUCCUAGAGCUCAAUGCUGCCCGCUUGGCAAGAAAGCAACCUCGACGCCCACAUUUCCUGCUGGAGCCGGUGCCGAGUCAGAGGCCUGAGGCACUGAGGGCCUGCGACCCGGGUGUGGCCCAGCCUGCAGGCCCUGCCCUGAGGAGGCCUUUCCUGCCAGUGGCCUGGACAGCACUGGUCCCAAGCAGCGCCCUGCCCCACCCCGGGGCCCUGCCGGGUCACCCUGGCCCGAAGCUGCCCCCCACGUUGAAUACAGGCCCAGAGCUGCUGCCCCCUUCGUCCUUCAUGCCAUGUGGGGUGCAGGCGCCUGCCAGGGCAUCUGCACAGCCCACCACCCCUGGGCUCACGGCCCAGGCCUCGCUGUCCCCAGCCAGUGUCCCUCACUCCCGCCUGCUGCUUCCUGGGGACUUCUCAGGCACCGGCAGGCCUGGCUCCGUAAGCGCGGGUGUGCAGCUGAAGCCUGUCAGCACCGAGGGUGCUCGGGCCGCUCCCGAUGCCUGGGAUCCCUCCACUCAGCCUUGGCCUAGCCGGGACCGUGGUCCAGAUCCAAGAGCUUGUUCUGUCACCAAGGGCCCCAUGGACCUGGAGGCUGAGCUGGAGGGCAUCCAGCAGCAACUGCAGGACUAUCAGACCAUGAAGCAGAACCUCUCGUCCUGUCAGCGGCAAGCAAGAAGCCUGCGCCGGUGGCUGGAGCUGAGCCACGAGGAGCCCAGGCCGGAGGACCAGGAAGCAGAGCGGCAGGUGCAGGAAGAACUACAGGAGGUGGAGCAGCAGAUCCAGCGGCUGGCCUCUGUGCUCCAGGCCCAACGCCAGCCCGUCAGCGCCUGCAUUGCCCGCGUCCAGGCCCUGCGGCGGGCUCUGUGCUAG